Stylonychia lemnae is the source of this 261-nucleotide messenger RNA. The record is from the annotation of a GenBank genome assembly. NCBI's taxonomy places the organism in Eukaryota, Ciliophora, Spirotrichea, Sporadotrichida, Oxytrichidae.
AUGGGGGGAGAAGAUGGUUGGGCGAGAUAUGCAAUCAAAGAUAUUAAUGAAGUCAUCAUAUUUUAAGACCGACCUGAUCCAAGAAAAUCUGCAAAUGCUUAUGUGAAUCCAUUGACGGCUUGUGGAUAGAUAGAUUUUGCUAAGAGCCAAAAUGCUAAUCUAUGGUCAUACUUGCUGCUUCUUCUCAGCUGGCGAAGUAAUUAUCAAAUAAAAUAGUAUAAUCGAUUAAACAACUAUCCUAUCUUCUCUGUGAUUGGAUGA